Messenger RNA from Cyprinus carpio (common carp), 7740 nucleotides. RefSeq names its product serine/threonine-protein kinase LMTK1-like. Gene Ontology annotation, biological process: peptidyl-tyrosine autophosphorylation; brain development. Gene Ontology annotation, molecular function: protein tyrosine kinase activity; ATP binding. Lineage: Eukaryota; Metazoa; Chordata; Actinopteri; Cypriniformes; Cyprinidae. Bases 488 to 5347 code for a protein of 1619 amino acids. The transcript has 14 exons. The record is from RefSeq and is a predicted model, not a curated record.
GCAGCAUUAAUAAUCCUCCUCUACACACUCCAUCACACACGCCGAAAUAAACUGCCCAGAGCUCUCAGUAUAUAUCAAACACUGCGUGUCCGAAGGGCACAGCUGCAGGCAGAGCCAAACAUUUACAGGAAUGGUACUGGGCAGCUGCCAGACACAGAAAUCUUGGUGCAUAGCCUGCACAUUGAGAAAAAGCGACGCUGAUAGCUGGUCUACCCCGAGGAGCCUUCAGUAAACAGCCUGAUGGACGAGGAGACACUGCGCUGUUUACACUGAAACGCGCUAAACGCAGAACAGAGCCGAGCGGAAAUGUUUCCCAGCAUCUGUUUCAUAACCCGACGCAUCUGAAGUGAGGCAGAAAUGACGCGGCGCGCGCGCUGUGUUUCAUGAUGCAUCGGAGCACCCUCAUGCCUAAUUUUCUUUUAUGAAUCGAUUUUUUUUUCUUUAUUUAAUGUACAAUCGCGGUGUCCUGCAGUAAAUCCGAAGCCUUAUGAGGAGGAUGAAAGCAUCGGUAUUUGUCGCGGUCAUGUCCUCCGUUUUAUUUAAUCCCAGUUUUGCCUUCAGCUCGCAUUUCGACACAGGUGGCUCCCCGUUGAGUGAGCUGUCAUGGCCGUCCUCUCUGGCGGUGGUGGCUGUCUCCUUCUCCGGCCUCUUCACAUUUGUCUUCCUCAUGCUAGCCUGCCUGUGCUGCAAGAAAGGGGACAUCAGCUUCAAGGAAUUUGACAAUAUGGAGGGGGAGGAGGGCCAAGCGGACCUUUCCACUUUAGCCUCCCCCAGCUCUCAGAACGACCCCGAGGUUUAUAUCCUGCCCCUGACGGAGGUCUCACUACAUGUAUCCAAACAGCCCAGCAAAUCAUUUCAGCUGCUGAAGUCUACAGAUCUCGGACGCCACAGCCUCCUCUACAUAAAAGAAAUGGGACAGGGCUGGUUUGGCAAGGUUUUGCUGGGGGAGGUGAAUGUUGGACUCAGUACCACACAGGUGGUGGUUAAGGAGCUAAAGGCCAGUGCCAGUGUACAGGAGCAGAUGCAGUUCCUGGAAGACGUCCAGCCUUACCGGUUGCUCCAGCAUCCAGCCCUCCUGCAGUGUCUGUCCCAGUGUUCAGAAGUCACACCCUACCUGCUGGUUAUGGAGCACUGCCCCCUGGGAGAUGUUAAAGGAUACCUCCGUAGCUGUCGGGCAGCAGACUCGGUGACCCCUGACCCUUUGAUCCUUCAGCGGAUGGCAUGCGAGAUCGCUUCUGGUCUUCUGUACCUUCACAAACACAAUUACAUUCACAGUGACCUGGCCCUAAGGAACUGCCUGUUGACCUCAGAGCUUGCAGUGAAAAUUGGAGACUAUGGCUUCAGCCACAGCAAGUACAAGGAUGACUAUUAUGUGACAGCAGAUCAAAUAUGGGUUCCUUUACGCUGGAUUGCCCCAGAACUUAUUGAUGAAGUCCACGGCAAUCUCUUAGUAGUGGACCAAACCAAGGCCAGCAAUGUUUGGUCACUAGGUGUGACGAUAUGGGAGUUGUUUGAACUGGGUAACCAGCCUUACAGGCACUAUUCUGAUAGGCAGGUUUUAACAUACGCUGUAAAAGAACAGCAGCUCAAACUGCCAAAGCCCCUGCUGAAAGUGCCUCUGUGUGAACGCUGGUAUGAGGUAAUGCAGUUCUGUUGGCUGCAGCCUGAGCAGAGGCCUGUUGUGGAGGAAGUCCAUCUACUGCUAGGCUACCUGUGUGCUAAGGGUGCAACUGAGUCUGAGGAAGACUUUGAGAAGCGCUGGAACUCUCUCAGGCCAAGUAUGGGCUCCAGCAGCUCCCACAGGACACCUGCACCUGAAGUAGCCUCUUCUACUUCUUCCUCAUUUCCUCUACUUGAACACUUCUCUAUGGCAGACAGCUUCCAGUCUGAGAAUGGGGAUGAUAUAUUGACAGUAACUGAGACCAGCCAGGGUCUCAACUUUGAGUAUAAAUGGGAGCAGGCACGAGCUGAGCAGCCCUUCUGCUCCUCUUCAGCGAGUGGACCAUUGGGAAAGAAUAAUCCCCAUUACCAGGAUGUGUAUUACCCUAUUAGCAAUUCCACAGGUAGCUGCAAGGGUGAAAGCCUCCCUCUUGGGGUUUCACCAUCCUACUAUGAGUCAGACCAUCCAGGUGUGGUUCCAGUGCUAAGUGCACACAGCCCCUCAGUAAGUAGUGAGUACUAUAUCCGCAUUGAGGAGCAAGUUGAGUGCAACAUCAACUUAGAAGACAAGAAUCUUGAUUACAGCCCAAGACUUGAAGCCAGUAACAGUAGUUUGUCCUCUACAGGCAGGAGGAGUCCCACUGAGUCCCAGCCAAACAGCUACUGGACAGCAGCUAAAGAAUCCAUCAGUAAUGAUUAUGAUUAUGAUUCAGAUAGUAUCCUAACCAUGGAGCCACUCCAAAGAAGACUUCCAAGCUCGGUAGAGAUAGACCAGUCAGAAGUUUAUUUUUCUUCCAAUGACAGGCACAGAUUACAGUGUGAACAGUCACCUCAAGCAGGGCCAGAUGUUCAUUUGAUAAGAGGGCAUGAUUCAAACUCUGAUGAGCAGAGAAGAGGAUCGGGAAGCCUCUGCCAUAGACUGGAGGUGGUAAAGGAAAGCCCACUUGGAGUUUCAGUCUCUCUUAGUAGUCCCAGCUUGGCACACUGUGACCCAUACCUUGAGUCUAUGCAGAGAACUACAGAAAGAAGUAUGGCCAGUGAGGCCUAUUAUGACAUGAUGGGCCCCUUACAAAAGAAUGUGCCAAGACCCCACUACAUGAGUAUUGAUAUUGAUGCCGGUGAUGGCCUCCUUUUGGGGAGGGGCAGUUCUGAUCCAGAAGAUGAUGAUGAUCUGUUUUCCCAGAACAUGUUAACUAAUUGGAACUCCAACCACUCAGCAAACAACAACAGUUUAAGUGAUCGUACACAAGCUGUGGGUUUUCGAGAUGCAUACCUUGAUUUACGUCACCCUACACCCUCUUCUCAUGUCGGGAAUUUGAAAUCAAGAGCAUUGGAAACAAGAAACAGUUGUACAUAUAAUUCCAUCGAUUCAAUCAAAGACCACUCAUACAUGGAAGCCACAGAUAGUACACCCACUGCUAGUAACACUCACGCUGACUCAGAGGGUGGUGAAUACCUACAUUUAAGUCCUGACAGUACUCAGAAUGUUGAAUCAUCUUCCAAAUGUCAUUCUGUCACAGAAAGUGAGCAUAUUCAUACAUGGCAGAAGAACAUUGCUCCUAAACAUAUCAAAAACAAUACAUCAGACUUUAGUGUAGGAGGUUGUGGCAGAAUGAAUCCAUCAACUCUUCCAUCGGAGCUGGUAGUGACUAAAGAAAAUGUGUUACUUGAGACAAGGAUGUCCCCUGCACAAAAACUGAAACUUGGGACAGAUGGUUCUGCUGGAGUGUGUGUAAAAAUGGUGUCAUGCCCUAAGGAUCUGUCUAGGACUGUCUCAGAGUGUAAUCAUUUGACAGACAGCAGGAUAGUUCCCAACAACUCCAGUAUCGAUUUGGUGGAAAUGGAUGACUGCAGUGACAGCUGCAUGGACAUCCCCUCUGGAGUACUAGCAGAUUAUCCCUUAGACUAUGCAGAGGUGGGCAAUAUUGACCUAACUCAUAGAACACUGCAGAGAGACACUGGGUCCAGACACUGCGAGGACACAAUUAAUCUUGCCUCUAGUAGCAGUCCAUGUGAGGCCUUCAGCCCUGAUAGUUACCACAUGCCCAUUCAGCCGAAAUCCUUAGACAGUGGCUAUGAAACAGAAAAUAAUGAAUCUCCAGAGUUUAUCUUGAAAGACCUUGAAGGGAAUCCAGCCCUUAGCACUAGUGUAGAAUCAGACGAGUGUGACAUGUUGCUCCAGAUGGACCUAGAUGAAGAUGUCAAUGUAAUGCUCCUGCAUCCAUCCAGCAGUAAUCUACCACUGAUCAGCCUUGGUGAGAGGAAUCAGUACAGAGACUCUGCUUAUUUUUCUGACUAUGACAUGGAGAAUGACAAGAGCCCCAGUGAAGGGGUCCACAUGUUCUUCAGCCGCCAAGAUGAGGAUGAUGUCUUUGAACUCAAAGCAGGAAAGGAGGGCUCAGGAAAGACAUUUGGGAGAGAGGGACGUAACAUGGAGAGUGAGAAGGGGCAUGACAUAUCUGUGCCAAAGGACAACAGUGCAGCCCUUAAUGCUAAACAAUUGUGUCCUAAAAAGACAAGCCCAAAUCUGUGUUCAUCACCUGCGUUGGUUCCAGUGAUUUCUAUGCUUUCUCCCUUUCCUCGAGAGAUGGGGGGUUGCUUGACCAAGGAGUCAACUCCAGAUGAUGGUAUUGGCCUGGAAUCUGAUCACUCUGGAGAGGAACCAAACUCUGAAUGCUACUCUUCCACAGUGUCUGAAGGUUCUUCCUCAACACAGGAGGCCUCAGGUGUGGAAGAGCAGGCUAAUGCAGACACCAGAGAUUUUUCCUCAGCAGAGUCACUAGGCUCAGACUCUACCAUAGUAGACUUAAGUGGGGAGGUAAUCCAAGCAGAGGAGCAAGAGGCCUGUAACAAACUGGACAAUCCGGAGCAACAGAUUGGAAACAACGAGGAAAAGGAAGAUUCGGUGGAAGAAGGUGGCAUAGGUUCAGCACUUUCAAAACCAAAGUGUGAUGUAUCUUUGGAGAAUAUUCUUUCAACUUUGCCAGAAGAUCUAGAUAUUCCAGCUCCACAGGGGAACGGAGAGGAGGUGGAUGAGGAGGAUUCAGAUGAUAGUGAUGAGUCUGAUGAAGAACUUCGUAGCUACAACAUACAGGAGCAGAGUGAUGAGAGUGAUGAGGAGUUCCCUGUGGUGCCUGUCGUUGUGAGCGAUCGCAGCAGUGCACGGCAUCUACGCAGCCUCCUCAAAAUGCCCUCUAUACUUACACAGUCCUUCUGCGAUGAGCUGGAGAGCAAGAAAAAAGCGGUGUCAUUCUUUGAUGAUGUCACUGUGUUUCUGUUUGAUCAGCCUGUAUCUUGCUGUGUAUCGACUCAGGAGAGCCCCACGGGUGAGCUUGGGGACUACAGUUUUCCUGUGGAGGCAGAAGCCAAUUGCCAGGCUUCAGAGGUGGAGCUGCCACGGUCCCAGGAUAGGGAUAUUGCCCCUGAGGAUUCACCAGGAAGGAAUGUCUCAGAAGAAAGUGGGGCAUUUCAGUGGCAAGAUGAUUUUCCAUUAAUGCAAAGCCCUUCAACAUCAGAACCUGGCUCUGAAGAGAUCACUACACCACCCAACUCUCCUGUCAAGUCUCCAGAUGAAAAACCAGCAGCUCCGCUUUCCCGAUUUAGUGUCUCUCGUUUCUCCAUUUCGCAUGUGUCUGACUCUGACAUGGACUCCAUUGGAGGUAAAAGUGAGAAUGAAGCCCAGGAGUGAAGGGGUCAUUAACCCAUUUAAUUAAAGGUGUUUAGAAACUGUAUGGUUUGGUCUCAUCAGACUCUGGGCUCUCCUGAAUCGCUAUAUUUUUGUUCUUUUAAAAGUGCUGGACAAAAGGGUCCUGUCAACCUGAUAUGCUGUUUGGACACAGUGCCUCAUAUUUUAGUGGAUUAGCCUGCCCCUCCCUUGUGUUCCUAGACAGAUGGUGGUUGAGUGAAAGAGAUCUAUAUAACACAACAUAUUUAUUAUCUAUGUAUUAGAACAUGAGGUAUGAAGAUUAUAACAUAUUUGCACAAUUCAGUAUCAUGCUGAAAUCAUCCGUUUUUACACAUAACUUGUAGGAAACAAUGUAGAAACAAGGCUGCUCUCCUCAUUUGCUUGUCAUGCCCCAUAUUGUCAAUAUAUGGUUUAGAGUCUGAAAGAUCUGUCAUAAUGCUUUACAUUUUUCAGGUUGACCCAAUGAGCUGCAUAAAAUAAUUACAAGAUGUCCUGCCCUCAUAAAAGAAAGAUCCACAUUUAUUAUUGAGGGUGACAAAAAUUAUUUACACUGAGCCCCUUACUACAAAUUGCUCAAAAGUGAAAUUUUCUAUAUUUGACCACUUUUAACAAAACUUUAGCUCAGGGGUGUUAAGGGUAUGGUACAAAAGUAGAUUAUAUUAACAAUAUAAACCAUCACACUUAAAAGUCUUCAACAGUGUUUUGCUUUUUUUAAUGCUGAAGAACUUUCAUAUAGCAACUACCUGCACUUUCAUUAUUGACUCAAGACAUCUUAUACAUGUCUUACCCUAAUAUCAAGUACUUCAUCAAAAUCAAGAUCUUAUUUAAUCUUAUUAAAAGUGCAGUUUAAUCAAUAACUCAUUAAUACGUCUUCUGUUUAAAUAUCCCAAAUAUUUUACAGAUGACAGUGAUAUAUUACAGUACUUGUUUGCGCCGAGAAGCAAUGAAAGUAUUGCAGGAGAACAGAUAAUAAACCAGCUAUUUUCCUUCAACUAGUAUGGUAGCAUGCAUAUAUAUGAUGGCUCACAAAUGGGUCAUUCCUGUUAUGCAGCAAUUCAAACAUAGACAUUCAGAAAUAUCAGGCACUUAAACACUUUAAAAAAGCUCAUGUGCUACAUUCUGAGUGCUCUGAGGUCGGCAACUUAAUGUGAGAAAUAGAAGAAUUUAAGUUGUUAUUUUAAAAGAUACAUCCAAACUUUGCCAUGGCACAGUCGAUCACCUGUCGUAAUGCUUCUUGAGUGCAACUUUUGGAUGUUUUCAUGAGUGCAAGGUUUCACUGUUAUAGUUAAAAUGAUCAAACGAUUAUAAUAGUGAUUUAAAUUUUAGUCUGUUUUUCACAUAAUGCUAUUGUAUGACUUCCGAGGAAUUAAAUAAGCUACAUUUAUGAUACAUUUAUGGUGCUUUUGCCAUAUUUGGAGCUGUAGCUCAGACAUUCAAUUCUUUGAGUUCAAAAACUUGAAUUUAAUUUAUCAUCCAGUAUGACAUAUGAUAGGGGCAUGAAAAUGCACAGCAUAUGACCUGAUGGUACUGAUGGUGAUAAGUUUACUGGUGCUUGUAAGGAUCAGAAGUUAGGAAGUCUAUCACAGCAGUCAGUCUCGGGCAUGAAUAACUUCUGCUUUGAAUCCGAGAGCUACAAGAACUGAUUUCAGGAAAAAAACAAAAAACAGUGGGUUAUCAAAGUCACAGCUGUACACUUUACACCUGUGGUACUCAAAGACACAUAACCAAGUUAAAGAAGGAAGAGUGACCAUCUCCUCUGUGAACAAAAUGUGUUAUAAACAAUAAUGGCAGCUCCUGCGGAUCUGAUCCUUCGUCUGUGAUGAUGCCUUGUCUCAGAAGUGUUAUUUUUGUUAAAUCCAAUAACAAAUAGAUGUUCAAAAAUAUACUACAAAACAGUUCAGAUGGUCCAGAUGGCAUGUAGGCCUCAUGUGUUUCUACAAGUUUCUCUCAAUAUAUUUUGUCUUUUGUCCCUAUAUGAACUGAGGUGUUACACCGAGGCAAGUUAUGACCUGUUUUACACAAUGACCUGUUUAAAUGUAACGUACAGCUGUACCUGUCAUGCUCUGCCUUGAAUCACUGGAGCCCAUACACAUUUGUGUCAAUACUGUAAGUCACAAUCACUGCACUUGUACCCUCGCUUUCUCGCUGUAUGCCUUUCAAGAGUUUUAUACUGUGCUAAACCUUGCAGCAGUAGAUACUUUUUUCUAAUUCAGAACAUCAGUGCUUCAAUCGGCUGGUUGUGGUUGCCAAAGAAAGGUCAAAUGAAAGUGAACUGAAUGUAGCUUUGAAGGGAGAAGUCUGUUGUUACUGCCUCAUAGCUGUCGAACCAUAUGUCCUCACGACUCAUGCCUACUGUACUAUUCUAAAAAUAAACCAAACUAUAGUUUGUCCUUGUG